Papaver somniferum (opium poppy) is the source of this 525-nucleotide messenger RNA. Its product is annotated as DUF724 domain-containing protein 2-like. Lineage: Eukaryota; Viridiplantae; Streptophyta; Magnoliopsida; Ranunculales; Papaveraceae. Bases 1 to 525 code for a protein of 174 amino acids. The record is from RefSeq and is a predicted model, not a curated record. The transcript has 2 exons.
AUGUCCGACUACCUAGAAAUUCCAAAGUUGACAGAAGUAAGCAGUACAGAAGAAGGAUUCUUGGGUUCGUAUUUCGAAGCUAGAAUAAUUAAGCAAACGGAAAAAGACGAGUUCUUAGUUGAAUACACAAAACUAUACGAAGAAGGUGAUGAGAAGUGCUUGCUGAGAGAAAUUGUUCCUCGCAGUGAAAUCAGACACAUGCCUCCUAAAUUUAAAGCAUCAUAUUUCAAUAUCAGUGAUCCAGUUGAUGUUUUCUGCAAGGAUGGUUGGUGGUAUGGGAUAAUUACGGGUAGAGAUCCUAUUCGAAGCAAGCUUACGGGUGAAGAUCGUUCAAUAUAUUCAGUAUACUUUCCUUUGUCGGGUGAAGAAAUCGAAUACCGCAAGUGGGAAUUGAGGGCUCAUCUAGAACGGAUUAAUGGAAAUUGGAUUGCUUCUCGUGUUCGCAGAAAUAGUAAUGGAUGUGGAUCAGGAGGAUUUGUCAAGAAAAUUUCUUCCGGUGGUGCUUUAGUUCAAAGUUCUUAUUAG